Molecule: messenger RNA, 4554 nt
Organism: Tigriopus californicus
Lineage: Eukaryota; Metazoa; Arthropoda; Copepoda; Harpacticoida; Harpacticidae
Exons: 2
Coding region: 3300-4115 (271 amino acids)
Source: RefSeq, a predicted model, not a curated record
AGUGUCCAAAAGUGUCCAAAAGUGUCCAAAAGUGGACAAAAGUGGACAAAAGUGGACAAAAGUGGACAAAAGUGGACAAAAGUGGACAAAAAUGGACAAAAGUGAACAAAAGUGGGCAGAAUGUGUCCAAAAUUAAGUACAAUUGUGCAAAAGGGGAUUGACAAGCAAACACUUUUAAACCCUACAUCAUGAUAUUUCUUUACCAAAUCUAGAUGUGAACCAGCAAAUAGAAUCAGUAAUCAAUAAAAUCUAAGCUUUCUUCAAACACAUAAAUAUGAAGUAACAACUAGCCUUUUCACUAACGUUUUUAAUUUCCAAGAUAUACACUUAACGAAAUUCGUUAUCUUGAUACAAUACAGCUUUAUAAAGUCAAAACAAAUAUCUUUAAUAUAUUUUGAAUGUUAAUAAGUCAAAGCCACACUAUAAUCAGGGCAUUUGGUGGCUGGGUAAUUUUAACAAAGAUUAAAAAAAAUAAUUUUAAAAAAGCUUAGGAGCUGAAUAUCAAAUAUCCAAUAAUACUUCUCAUAUUUGUAAUAUACAUAACAUAUUUAUAAGGAGUGCAUGAAUUACACUUUUAUAAUACAUCUAAAAACUAAGAUGUAUGUUUCUUUAAGAAACAUUGGGAAUCUCAUUUCCUGACAUCAAGCGCAUCUUUAAAAGUUAAAAAUAUGCCUAACAAUGUCUCAAUUAACUUACUUAUGGAAGAAAAACCAUAAGUAUAGGAAAAUAUGUCAUUAUUAGAUUUUAGCAAUUCGUAAGAAAUUCAAUUUUUAAUAUUAGUACUUUUUAAGAAGAAAUCCCAAAUGACUGAUGAUUUUAAGUAAAACAUUUUUGCAAAAAGUUAAUAAUGUUGAAUAAAUGAAGCCAGAUAACCAGAAUAUAAUGUUUAGCUAUUUCAGUUUUUGAAUCCUUUGCAACAGCUGCAUUCUACUAGAGGGAGACUUUGUUCCCUGCUUGCUUUCUAAUCUAACGUAAGAAAAAAAGAGUUAAGAACCUGUCUUUCAAAUACCUUUUUUGGGUAUGUUAGAGGUAUAUGGCAAAGGUUUUAAAGACUUAUCUUGCUCUUGGAACCAUCAAUGAGCAAUUUUUGAAGUAGAGGAUAGGUUUCAUACAGAAUAUCCUUUAUAUUUGUAGUUUUAAAGGUUCGUAUUUUUGUCCACUUUUGUCCACUUUUGGACACUUUUGUCCACUUUUGUCCACCCUUAUUUUUGGACACUUUUGGACACUUUUGGACAGGGGUGGACAAAAGUGUCCAAAAAUGAAAUGCCCACCCUGAUCUCAAAGCAUGGUAUAGAAUACUAGAGAUUGAAUGAAUUAGCCCUCUUCUGGUAAUUCAUUCAUUACCACCGAACCAGAAUGCUAGCCCAUUUGCUCUGUGAAGAGUUAUGUUUUGUUAAAGCUUACUUUACAGCUGUCGGAACCCUGAGACGAUUCCGAGUUACAAGCCCGUCUUGGGCCGAGGGCGGUUACAUCGAAGGUAGGGCAGUGAGAAAAAUAGACCAAAGAGAAUCUUGAAAUGUAUCACUUCCGUUUCCGACGAGCCACAUGUCGCACGGAAAAACCCUCACCUCUGUCUUACGAGUAAGUCAUUUCUUUUACUUAUACAUUCCGAUCUAUCAUAUCCAUCAAUACUAGUUAGGCUUAAUCAUGGUCCUUCGAGCCGGAUGUUAAGAGCCCGCAAUUGAAAGUAAAGCCGUAACUGGAGUUGAUUGAGAUUUUGUUGGAUUUUGAAAUCUAGCGAGGUUUUUCCCAUCCUCACAUGUCACUACUUCAAGCUGUUUGUGCCUCUUAAGAUAGCCCUAACCCUUUUCUAUCUCUGACUUGGAGGUUAUCCUAAGAGCGUGGAAACAAUCUCAAGACCGGACACAAGAAAGUUCGUGAGGGAGAAGGUUUUGAAAAGGGUUUAAGGAUUUUCUCGCUGAUCGGGCGAAGUCAAGGCACUUGAUGCGCAAAGUCCAGUUAAGCUUGAUUGGCGGUCGAGAGCUCACUAAACUGGCUUAAGUUAUAUUUGUGCGAUGGGAAAGACCUUGCUCCAAACGCGAGCAAUGAAGACUUUAUGUAGGACAAAUCGAGCUAAGAAACGGAAGAAGAGUUACUUCUUCGUUUUUAGUUCCGUACGUUGAAAGAUGGCAGAGACUAGUUUCCUAUCGGGCCCACUCGAGCCGAUGGAAGACCAAACCUCUCAACCCGACGCCAUUUCAGGCCGGGAAGAAAUGGAUGACCAUUCACCUGAUGAAAAUGUCGACAUCGGAAUGGUUGAAGCCAACGCCAUGACUGCUCCUCUUUCCGCUGAACUCACUGCUUUUCAAGCAGAACUAGAGUUGGUUGGGCCACGUUGGAACGUAGCGUUGACGCAAGAUUAUCCGGAAGCCACUGCUGACCAAAUUUCGGCCCUGAUGGGAGGCAAACUCCAACAAGCUAUAAAACUCAUCCCGACCAGACGAAAAGCGGAGAAACGGUUUGAAAACGAUUGCCAAGUGCUCGAACAACUUCAUGUCAAAUUUUCGAAAGUGUUGUUGGACUUUCACUCCAAAAGCAUUGACGAUGAAAGCGCGAGAAUUGAGCAUUUAAGGCUAGACGUUUCGCGGAGGAUCUGAUGAACACUCUCCUCCCAGCCCUUGAAAGCUCGUAUCACCAGGUGGCAGAUGCUUGGUUUAAACCUGAAAUCGACCCUCUCACUGAACAAUUGGACGCCAUUACAAGUAAAAUGAAGGACAUGGUCGCUUUGUUUGAAUACGAAGCGUCAAUCCGUCCGGUAUAUCAAACAGAUGGACACAGCGCCCAAGUCACCGACCACAUGACCAAUCCGCGCGAUUGCAAGACUGUCAUGCAGUUCGAUGCAUUCAAACUGAUUUCUUCCUUUGACGGCAACGUAAAUGAUCCAGACGUGCUACUGAAAUUCUCAAAUUGGAAGAGCUCGGGGGGCAAUUUGGUUGAGGAGAUGAAAACUCUUCGUGGGUUCAACACGACCGUGCUUUUCCAGAAAUUAAAAGAUUGCUUGAAAGACAAUGCAUUAAUCGUGGUCGAUAAAUAUUCGUGUGAAUAUAUAUAUUUCCUAACCGGAGGAUGAGAGAGGUUGCGCUAUCAUAUUUCAAGUGUACCGUGUCAUCACGUCUUCAUAGCUACUCAACUAGUCAGCCGGCGUCAUUACGCGUGGAAUCGUCCUAGUAAUAAGACGUGUGAGAACAACGUGGAAUUUCCGUGAACGAAAUCGUUGGAUAUCCACAGCAUCGGGCUUUGCCAUCAACCGUGAUUGCCGAGCAUGCCUAAACGAGGCCAACUUGAGUCAAUUGGAGGCGAUGUUCCAUCAAAUUCGUUUGGGGCGUGGAAGUCGUCCCUUCGGACUUCAACGAAAUCGGCGCUCACGGCUGGAAGGAGUGGGUCUGAGCCACCACAUGUGGGGAAAGGAAAAUCCGGAACCUCCAACAAAGGAAAGGGCCCCUCGCGCCGCCGAGUACAUCAUGCCCCAGACGACAUCCCAAAUUACGUUGAGCACUCUGACGAGCUUGAAGAUAUGGCUAUCCGUUCCCAUGACGGAAGUGAGAGUUCAGACGACGAAUUUCAUGGGUUCCACGAGGUCGAAUCUCGGGACACUUGCACACAAGCACAAGUUUUCAGCCACAAGCCUUCAGUCCCUCCAAAAAAAACGGGAGAAGAGGACGUCAAUGCCGGCAAGAAAGGCCAAGAACGCCAAUGGACAUGGGCGUUUUGAAGAUUUCCCGCAUUUGGAAUCGAGCCCCCUUCUGUCGCAAUCAGACUCGUCCAUCAGUGAUCAAUCCGAUUCUGACGACAAGUGGGACGAAUUCGGUGGGAACGAUUGGGGGAAAGGAGCGGUUUCAAAUAAGAAACGAAGAUGCCCGCCCCCCGCGGGUUACUGGAUUGGGAAAGGCGCGGAGCCAGCACACGUCGGGAAGAUUUCGGGAUCGCGCGAAAAAUUUGCUGACCAGAAGUUGAAGGCAUUGGAGGAUGUGAGGCGAAUUGAAGUUCAAUGUCCUGGCCGAAUUGCCACUGCCCGAUAUGCCACGUCCCACAUCUUGAUGGGAUUUCAACUGCGCGAAGUGCGGAGGCUAUGGUGCAACCUUGACUUAGCAAGGGCGAAAGGACGUCAGUUUUAGUAUUAGUCGGCGUAUUAGUCGACACCUUGGGGCAGCACUUCAGGUGGGCAUCGAUGCGGCUCGCCACGAGGUGGCCAUGGCUGAAAUUCUGGAGACUCAUGGGCUAGAAGUCAUGGAGGGAAUUGAAGGCCGAAGGACGAGCGAUCCGCGUUACUCCGAUCGAACGGAUUAUGUGUUACGACAGAUCAAAAAGGCUAAGGUUGAAGAGGUCCUUUUGGCAUCGCGCGCACAGAAAGCGCCCACUGUUUUUUCGCCCCCGAGAACCCGGUACAGUUGGUACGACAAUCAAAAAGAAAUAUGCCCGAGGCUGGAGAGCUGGGGCUCAUGUACAAGCUACGGGACGACGGUCAGCAAUGGGGAAAUGCUAUACUUGCGCAUCUCCCCUUCACAUUGCGAAGGAUUGCCCCAAAAAGAAUCAAGCCAAAUGAAUAGCCACCUC